AUGCUGGAGAGCCAGCAGAGCAUGAAAAAAGCAGUGUCGCUGAUAAAUACAAUAGAUAUCGGAAGAUUUCCUCGAUUGCUCACCCGAAUUCUUCAAAAACUUCACCUGAAGAAUGAGAACAGUUUCAGUGGUGAGGAGGAAGAAAAACUUCAAGCUGCGUUUUCUCUAGAGAGACAGGAUCUUCAUCUAGUUCUUGAAACAAUAUCGUUCAUUUUAGAACAGGCAGUCUAUCACAACAUGAAACCAGCAGCUUUGCAGCAGCAAUUAGAGAACAUUCAUCUGAGUCCAGACAAAGCAGAAGCAUUUGUCAAUGCCUGGUCUUCUAUGGGCCCAGAAGUGGUUGAAAAAUUCAGACAGAGAAGUCUUGCUCCCCACAAGCUGGAGACAGUUGGAUGGCAGCUUAACCUUCAGAUGGCUAACCUCUACUCAGUCAAAACUAAAAUCUCCCCCAAAGCUGUGCUGAGUAGGAAGAGAGCAAUGAAGACUCAAAGAGUCUGGAGAAAGUUCUUGUGGAAUUCAGUCACGAGGAGUUGUUUGAUUUCUAUAACAAGCUCGAGACUAUACAAGCUCAGCUGGAUUCCCUCACAUGAAGAUUGUUUUCUCCAUGUUUCCACUGCAUCAUUAUCUAGCAUUGAAGAUAGACUGCCAGGUUGUAUUUUCAGAAUAAUUUGGUGGCUUUCUUCUUGUAAACUAAAUGAAUAUUGCUUCUUAGACAAGAAAUAACCAGGAGAUAUCAUUUAGGGAGUAGCAAUGGGGUUCUAAUAAAUGUUUCCUAGUUCUGUGAACCAAUUAUAAGUGAUUGUAAGAACACUUGCUUGAUACAGAAACAAAUCAAGGGGAUAUCUUAUUGUUCUUUUCUAUUGCAUUGAUCUUUAAUUGCCUACCCUGUUUCCUUGUAUACAUUUGAUGAUAGCCUUAUACCAGGGAUCAGAGUGUAAUAUGUACCUUAGAGCAAUGGUUUUCAAUCAGUGGCCCAGAGGCUAGUGUUAUCCAUGGGUAUGAAAAAUUUAAAA
Molecule: messenger RNA, 1013 nt
Organism: Suncus etruscus (white-toothed pygmy shrew)
Lineage: Eukaryota; Metazoa; Chordata; Mammalia; Eulipotyphla; Soricidae
Gene: COMMD10
Product: COMM domain containing 10
Exons: 7
Coding region: 1-723 (240 amino acids)
Source: RefSeq, a predicted model, not a curated record